Molecule: messenger RNA, 10763 nt
Organism: Boleophthalmus pectinirostris (great blue-spotted mudskipper)
Lineage: Eukaryota; Metazoa; Chordata; Actinopteri; Gobiiformes; Gobiidae
Gene: ago3b
Product: argonaute RISC catalytic component 3b
Exons: 20
Coding region: 365-2974 (869 amino acids)
Biological process (GO): regulation of stem cell proliferation; regulatory ncRNA-mediated gene silencing
Molecular function (GO): RNA binding; protein binding
Source: RefSeq, a predicted model, not a curated record
CAGAGGCGGAGGAGGAGACGCUUCAUACCGGUCUAUCCCUGAAACCGAGCUGGACACCGGGGCUACAGACCCCCACAUAUGGUAAAGACGGCUCCGAUCGCCUCGUUUUUAACCCAGGACGACAAAUAUCACACGCGAGGAGAUACACUAAAGAAGUUGUUUUAAAUCGGACCCGGUGCUAUUCUGACAACUUUAAAGCUUUGUAGUUACCCCAAGUGGACCUCCGAGCGGACCGACUCGUUGGAACGCAGCGAACCCGAAAAGGAGGUCAGAUAUCCGGGAGGCGUUGGAGCUUUCAGCCGCUGCCGAAGAAGGAGUUUAGCCUCGCAGAGAGAGCCGGGUCUUCCGGACAGAGACCUCAUGAAUGGACAUCGGAACAACAGGAGCCCAGUCCCUGUUCUCGUUGCCGCGGCGACCAGGUUAUGGCACCAUCGGGAAACCCAUCCGGCUCCUGGCCAACUGCUUCCAGGUGGAGAUCCCCAAAAUCGACGUGUACCUGUAUGAGGUGGACAUCAAGCCAGACAAGUGCCCGCGCAGGGUCAACAGGGAGGUGGUGGACUCCAUGGUUCAACAUUUCAAGGUGACGAUCUUCGGGGACCGUCUGCCUGUUUACGAUGGGAAGAGGAGCCUGUACACAGCACAGCCUCUGCCUGUCGCCACCAGCGGGGUGGACUUGGACGUGACUCUUCCUGGUGAGGGGGGUAAAGAUCGCCCGUUCAAAGUGACCAUUCGCUUUGUGUCGCUGGUGAGCUGGCACAUGCUGCACGAGGUCCUGACCGGGCGAGCUGUGGCAGAGCCCGUCGACCUGGACAAACCCAUCAGCACCAACCCAGUGCACGCCGUGGAUGUGGUACUGCGCCACCUGCCCUCCAUGAAAUACACCCCUGUGGGCCGCUCGUUCUUCUCGUCUCCGGAGGGAUACGACCACCCGCUGGGAGGGGGGCGUGAGGUGUGGUUCGGCUUUCACCAGUCAGUCCGCCCCGCCAUGUGGAAGAUGAUGCUCAACAUCGAUGUCUCUGCCACUGCGUUUUACAAAGCUCAGCCCGUGAUCCAGUUCAUGUGUGAAGUCCUGGACAUCCAUAACAUCGACGAGCAGCCCCGCCCCCUCACCGACUCCCACCGCGUCAAAUUCACCAAAGAGAUCAAAGGUACAUUUUCCAAAGGUCUGAAAGUAGAAGUAACGCACUGUGGGACGAUGAGAAGAAAAUACAGGGUCUGCAACGUGACGCGGCGGCCGGCCAGCCUCCAGACGUUUCCGUUGCAGUUGGAGAAUGGUCAGACGGUGGAGCGGACAGUGGCUCAGUAUUUCAGAGAGAAGUACAACCUGCAGCUGAAGUACCCGCACCUGCCCUGUCUGCAGGUGGGGCAGGAGCAGAAGCACACUUACCUGCCCCUGGAGGUGUGUAACAUUGUGGCCGGGCAGCGCUGUAUAAAAAAGCUCACAGAUAACCAGACAUCUACGAUGAUCAAAGCCACAGCGCGCUCGGCUCCAGACAGACAGGAGGAGAUCAGCAGACUGGUGCGCAGCGCGAACUAUGAGUCCGAUCCGUUUGUUCAAGAGUUUCAGUUCCGGGUCAGAGAUGAGAUGGCUCAGGUGACGGGCCGCGUGCUGCCGGCCCCCAUGCUGCAGUACGGCGGCAGGGUGAGCUCUGAGCCCUUCAUGAACCGGACGGUGGCGACUCCGAGUCACGGCGUGUGGGACAUGAGAGGGAAACAGUUUCACACCGGAGUUGAGAUCAAGAUGUGGGCCAUCGCAUGCUUCGCCACACAGCGCCAGUGCAGAGAGGAAAUCCUCAAGAGUUUUACAGACCAGCUGAGGAAGAUCUCUAAAGAUGCCGGGAUGCCGAUCCAGGGCCAGCCGUGUUUCUGUAAAUAUGCUCAGGGCGCAGACAGCGUGGAGCCCAUGUUCAGACAUCUCAAAAACACAUACGCCGGACUGCAACUGAUCAUCGUCAUCCUGCCUGGAAAAACUCCUGUAUACGCUGAAGUGAAGCGAGUUGGAGACACUUUAUUGGGGAUGGCCACUCAGUGCGUUCAGGUGAAAAAUGUGGUUAAGACGUCGCCUCAAACUCUAUCCAACCUCUGCCUCAAAAUCAACGUCAAACUGGGAGGAAUCAACAACAUCCUGGUCCCACACCAACGUCCCUCGGUUUUCCAGCAGCCGAUUAUCUUCCUCGGAGCGGAUGUCACUCACCCUCCAGCGGGAGACGGGAAGAAGCCAUCUAUAGCAGCGGUGGUGGGCAGUAUGGAUGCUCAUCCCAGCCGGUACUGUGCCACGGUGCGAGUGCAAAGGCCCAGACAGGAGAUCAUCCAGGACCUGGCCUCUAUGGUCCGAGAGCUGCUCAUCCAAUUUUACAAAUCCACCAGAUACAAACCCACCAGGAUCAUCUUCUACAGGGACGGAGUGUCAGAGGGACAGUUCAGACAGGUGCUGUACUAUGAGCUGCUGGCGAUCAGAGAGGCCUGUAUCAGUCUGGAGAAGGAGUACCAGCCCGGGAUCACCUACAUCGUGGUCCAGAAACGCCAUCACACCAGACUGUUCUGUGCCGAUCGCAAUGAGAGGGUUGGUCGUAGUGGAAACAUUCCUGCUGGUACCACAGUGGACACAGACAUCACCCACCCGUACGAGUUUGACUUUUACCUCUGCAGCCACGCGGGCAUCCAGGGCACCAGUCGUCCCUCUCACUACCACGUGCUCUGGGAUGAUAACUGUUUCACUGCAGAUGAGUUUCAGCUCCUGACAUACCAGCUGUGCCACACGUACGUGCGCUGCACCCGCUCCGUGUCCAUCCCCGCGCCCGCCUACUACGCCCACCUCGUGGCCUUCAGGGCACGCUACCACCUGGUCGACAAGGAGCACGACAGUGCGGAGGGCAGUCAUGUUUCGGGGCAGAGUAACGGCAGAGACCCCCAGGCCUUGGCGAAAGCAGUUCAGAUCCACCACGACACUUUGCGGACCAUGUACUUCGCCUGAGACCCUCCAAAAAAACAGUCCAGACCAGACCAGUCCAGACCAGUCCUGCCUGAACCUGAACCGGACCUGGGUCUGCCCCUCCCCUCUGCCUCUGCACUGGUGCUGUUUUGGUCCACAAGGGGGUGACAAGAAAGCCAGAGAGGAGUAUAGCCACAAUAUGCAACUAAACCAGCUAACUGCCUCUGUGCGCACGCCAUGUUUUAAGAUAUCCGCAUUUCCUACACUCCAUUUUAGAUCUACAGCUUCGCAAAGUUGUAUUUUAUUUAUGCUUUUGAGUACGGUGCGUUCAAAUGUAGUUGGAAAUGUGGGUGCUUUGAUUCAUGGCGAAAGCAGGUAGCAGCCACAGUGACUUGCCUCGCGUUGAGCCUAAAGACGCUGGUUAAAACUGUAGACAGAUUUACAUACAUGUUUGUGCGUCCGUGUGCGUAACUGUGACCUGUUUGUGUUGACGGUGAGAGAGUGAAUGCCAUGGCGACACCUGUUAAAACUAAAAGCUCCCGUAGACUUUAUAUAGAAGACUGGACUGACUGUUUCAAAGUGCACAUGACAGGUUGGACUACUCAUUUUACUCAAACGUAGUUAAGAUCGUUCAUUAUAUGGAAGAAUUUACGAGAAAUGUUACAAUUUUAUCCCCAGUUUGGCCAUUUUUGACAGCACAUUUGGUAAUACCAUAUGUACACUGGGCCAAAACUCCUCUAAGGUACACAGAAAUUAAUAUUUAAAAAACAAAAAUAUAAUAAAACACGUUUAUUUUGUUGCCAUAAUAUUUAAAUUAUCUGAAAAAAUGUAUUUCCUGUGUAAAUUGUCCUCAACUUAUGGGCAGAAUUCUCCCUAGUGUGAUGCCAUCAAUACGGGACUCUCUAAAAUAUACAGUAACUCAGCACUUCCUGUAAGUUUCAACAUAUUUUUCAACUUUUUUUCACAAAUUUCUUCUUGAUUGGCGUAAAACUAUCAUUUAUUUUUACAACAGGUACUAGUAGAAAUGUGAGAAUCGUCAAAACCUGCCAUACGCACUUAAAAAUACUUAAAAUCUUAAUGCAAUAUUGGCAUGACAGUGGUUGAAAACAGUAAUUUAUUUAUUUAUAUUCUAAUUUCCUUCUCCAAAUUUGUCACUUUUUAAGAUUUUGGCUUUUCAAGUGUCACUUAAAACAAUCUGAAGUGUCACUAAAAUCAUAACUAAACCAUGAUUAGACUGGGACUAAACCAGGACUGAACCAAGUCUAGUCCAGGACCAGUUCCAGUCUAAAAGGACGAAAAGACAACAGAAGUUCGAGAACCACUUAUACUUCUGUUUGAACUCAUUCUUAAACGUGAUCACGUUUAAUAAGAAGUAAAAUCAUGUUCUCUUUUCUAAUCACAUCUUCCGUCCGGUUUUUGUUACUUUGUCUAUGGGAGCUUCGAAAAACGCAGCAAUGCCCUUUAAAUAAUUCCUGUAUUUCUUCAGUGGCUGGUCAGUUAUUGCCUCUUGAAAAAAGCCAAUGGUGACCUGAAGCGCCACUGUACAGUAUAAGGCCUAAAACUGCACAAAAUUACAAAAUAUUUGAACCAAAACCUUCAGCCAUUUUGAUUUACUUGAUGUGCGAAUGAACUGAUGCCAUUGGCUGUUAUUAUUAUUAUUAUUAUUAUUUAGUUAUACCUAUUGUGUGUAUAUUUUAGUACUCUUUGCUAUUUAUUUCUCUUAAAUUAAGUUUCAGCAAUACAUUAGUCGAUACGGUUUUUAUCGCCACAAUUUUGAGACAUUUCUGCCUUUUUAUUGACCAAUUAAGUUAUGAAGAGCCCUACUGUGCAAUAAAAAGUUAAUAUUUAAGAAAACAGAACCCUAAAUACAGUAGUAGAUGAAAGAUGCUUAUUUAAAUUGUGGAUUGAAAACUGUGUUGUUGUAAGUGAGAUUUUGGCAAGUGACAAUGAAAGACAGUGAGUGGGUUGUGCAGUAUUGGGGAUGUGUUUUGGAGAAAUCACAAAAAGUGCCUGAAAAGUUGAUAGAAAGUGUGUUUUUUUUAAGGUGUAGACAACAGUUUGGUGCCUCUUGUGUUUAAAAUCGUUGUUUAAAUAUAAUAUGAGACCAGACACUACCAGAUACUUUUGAUUAUAGGUUUUACAAAUGGAGAAAUUAAAUAUAAAUAGAAUGUAGAUUUACAUUUUUUCCCUUGUGGAUCAAUAAAGUGUGUGUAAAUCUAAAUAUAUGAAAACAUUAUAUGGAAACGCACAGGAUCAUCAAGCUUAAAGGUGCAUUGUGUAACUUUUCUGGGCCUGUCUCCUGCUUGUUUCCAUGGAUAUGUCAUUGCUCUGCCUGGAAUGUUCCACAGUAUGACUUUAAACAGCUCUACUUUACAUGUAUUCAUUUACAGGUGGUUUUAUAGCUCAAAAAUGCCUAGAAAAACAACAUUCUGACUGUGAGUGGGGUCGCCUCUCCACAGAUCUAGCCUGUAACUUGGUCUGGUUUGGUUUCCAGGAAAAUAGAAAGGUUUAAAGCCAUACUGUGAAACAUUCCAGACAAAGCAAUAAUAUCUCCAAAAGUUACACAAUGCACCUAUAAAUAAAAACCACAUAUAAUUUCUUGCCGUAGCAUCCAAUAUCAGUGCUUGUAUAGACCACUGUAGACCAAAUAUAAAAUUUAUUUUCAAAAUCAUAGCUAGGGAUGCACUGAUCCAGCUUUUUAAGUACUGUAACUUCAAGCUGAUACCAGUAUGAAUCGAUUCCAGUGUAGGGAUGGAAAAUGGCGCUUAUUUCAUUAAAAGAGAAUGAACUUACUACACUACCAGUCAAAUGUUUUAGAACCCCACACUUUCUUAAUGAAACUUAUGCAGUUUUUUGUGUCACUGCACUCUGAAAUGAAAGCAUAGAACAAAUAAGCAAUUUGAGCUGACAAAGAAAUCAUGGAAUCAAUUUACAAACCAAAACGUAUUCUAAACUUUUGUGUCCACCUUUGGCAGAUCGAACAGCUGAACACACUCGUGGCUCGUUCUUUUUACAGAAAAUUCUUCCCAAGUCUGUUGCAGAAGUUCCCAUAAAUGUGUGGCACUUGUAAAUUUCUUGGCUUUCACUCUUUUGUCCCAUUUAUCCCAAAACCAGCUCAAAGGGGUUUAAGUCUGGAGACUGUGCUGCACACUCCAUGUUUUCAAUCUCACCAUCUUGUUCUUUUUUCCCUGAGGUAGUUUUGGCAGAGCUUGGAGUUGUGUUUUUGGUCAUUAUCUUUUUUUUUUUUUUUAAAACCUCUGGCUGUUCAGUACUUACCUUUUGUACCAUUUCAAGCUCUUCAUUCGAGUUACAAGACUUGAAUUGCAAUAAAUAACUGGAAAAAUUAAAUUAAAAACGUUUGACCGGUAGUGUACACAAAAGAUUCAAUUGUGUUACGUAACUUGUUCCUUCAAAUCACUACUGAACAGCUUUGCAUGAAUAAAAGCUCAAAAAUUAUGAGACAUUCUUGGCCAAAAAUCAAUCAAUCUGUUAUUACAUCCAAUUAAACCAGCCCAACCAGGAAAUCGACUGAACUGAUGUCAUGGAAAAAAUAAUCGAUCCAGCUCAUUUUUCAGUAUCAAAGCACGACUUUCCAUCCCAAUAUCUGUAUCCGUGCAUUCCUAAUCAUAGCUAGAAACUAAAUUAGAAAAUGUAGUUUAAGGUACAAGUUAUUUCAUAUAAAAAAAUAGUUUGAGAAUCCCAGUUAGAGUAAUAAUCAAUAAAAACACCAAUUAAUAAUAAUGAUAUAAUAUUCUAAAGAAACUGUGCGUUACGUAGAGAAUAUUUAUCGAGUUUUUAUUCAUAUUUCAACUCCAGAGUUUAUUCACGAGCACUUUAACCAGGCCUGUAAAACUCAAGGGCCUUUCCUGGCAGCGCAGUUGUUCAAAAUGUAAAGCUCUUGUGUAACAUUCAGUCACGUUACCAUGGAAACCGCACACGUACUAAUGGUACUAUUGAAAGGUGAUACCUAAAAAAAAAAAGUUCUCAGUCCUCCAAAUAUUGAACUAUUAGUCAAUUAUCCAGUUAGUGAAUCGUUUAAAGGCGCACUGCGUAACUUUUCGUCGCCUGCUUGUCGCUAUGGAAAUCUUAUUGCUUGGUCUAGAGCAUUACAAAUCACAUCUGUGGAGAGUCGACCCUAUUCGCAGAAGGAAUUACUGUGUUUUUGAGCAACAGAAACACCUGUAAUGGAUAUUUUUAAAGUCACACCAUGGAACAUUCUAAACAAAGCAAUAAAAUCUCCAUGGAGACAACCAGGUGACGAAAGCUCCACCAGAAAAGUUGCGCAGUGCACCUUUAAUCGUGGAAUAAUACAAGAAGAGAUGCUUAAAAUAGGUUAGUACUGGCCUAGAACGUACCAGACUAAACCUGAUUUGGUCCAGUUCUGGGACUAGGGACUAAUUGCACAGUGGUCUAAUGUAGUUUUAAAUAUAUAAAUAUAAAUAUAUUAGUUAAAUCAAACGUUGUAAUUCACCAGUGCGCCACUAGGGGUCGUUGUACCAGAAUUUUAGACACGAUUACGGUGUAUCCAUUGUUUUCUGAAUGUCAUUUAAAGCAAAAUAUCCUCUUUUGAAUGAAGAAAAGUCCUCAAAAUGUCAAAAGCAAAACCAGUGCAUUAUCAAACCUCAUUAUUUAAAUUUUAUUAACCAAACAUUAUUAUUUGACUGCAUAUUUGCAAUAAGAAACACGCUGUAUACUCUUAUGGCUUGUGGGCUUAAGACUAUUACCAAAUAUAACACAAAUAAUGUAAAGACAACCGUUUUCGAUUGUUUGAAGAGCAUUUUCUCAGUAAUUAUAAUGCUAAAAUGGUGCUGUCUCAGUGACGGAGAGGGGGAUUCGAGGUCUAUAGGCGAUGCAUCUCUGGACCAAACCCAAGCGUGCCUAUAGAGAAGCGUCGGAGGAGGAGGAAGAGGAGGAGGAGGAGGGUCAAACUUAAGCUGCUAAGAGAAAAAGAGAGAGAAUAUAAUACUACUAAAGAGAUAUAUAUGAAAGCAAAUACAAACACUGCACUUACAGAUGGAGAGCAGCUACGAUGGUGCUAGAUUUCUUCUCUUAAAAUGUUCAGUGGCUUUUAAAUGUGCAGUAUAAGACUGUUUUUGUGUUUUGAAGUGAGGUUGUGAUGUUUAACAAAAGGCCAAUAUUGACAAUUAAUGUUGUUUUCUCAUCAAAAACAUCCCUAUAGUUGUGUUUUGUUUUGUUCAACUCUGCAUAUUUAGGCUGAUUUCUUCUCUUAAAUGGAAAAACACUCUGUUUGGAAGUGCUCCGUUAUGUUUUUAAACUCGAUAAACCUUGACUAAGUUUAUCAUGUGUGUAACUUUGCCCUAGGAAUUUGAAAUCUGUACUGAACUAAAAGCAAAACGUAGCUGUUAAUGUGAAAACUACCGGUUCGUUUUGAGCUUUUUGAGACGUAGACAGACUAAUAAAGCAGGAUUAUUCAACUUACUGUGAUUGAAACAAAACAAAACACAGCUCCAGGUCUGUUUUUAAUCAGGAAACCACAUUUUGAGAGGCUAAAAGCUCCCAAAAGUCAAAUUUGUGUAAUGUAGGACCUUUUUAAACGUUAUUUUUUAACAUCCUCACUUCAAAACAACACCCUUAUCUCUUAAUAUUUUCGCCUCCUGAGUUUCAACAUUACCAGCGUUGUACUUGAAUAGUUCUUUGCUUCUCGAGCCUUAUCAUGAAUUAACCUGGAGUUUUCUUAUAUAAAUUAACCUAAAGCUUCAGUAGGGUUUGUUUGUACCACCGUCGUCUAACCGAGUCAAAAAUGCCUUUCUCCCAACGCGAUACAAGAUUUGUAAGUGAAAGCUAUAUUUAUACUUUGUAGAUGGUAAUAAAAUGCACACAAAACUUGCUUAUUUUUCAUAAACCAAAAUCGUAUCUGAAGCUGAAGUUUUAAAGCCGCACUGUGUAACUUUUCCGGUGUAGGGGCCGCCGUUUGCUUGUCUCCACGGCGAUGCUGUUUUGUUUUAUUUUGGGAUGUUUCACAGAAUGGCAUUUAUUAACAAUUAUAUAUAUCGAGUUUAUUCAGUUUGAGGAGUUUUUAUUUCGCAAAACUACCACAAAAACACGCGUUAUUACAGUGAGCGAGCCCACUUCUCCACAGAUCUGUCGUGUAACUCAUCCUGGCAAUGUCGUUUCCAUGGAGAUCGUUAAAUUAAAUGCGAUACUGUAAAAAAUUCCAGGAAAAAGCAAUAAAAAAAACAUGGAGAAAAACAUCUACUCAUGGAGUUAUAAGCAGGUUAGGCGGGCAGUUACCGGAAAAGUUACGCAGUGCGCCUUUAUUUAAGUGGUCUCAUUUGAUAAAUUUGACGAUGCAAUAUUGAUUUUAAUUUAUGUGAAGUCUUUAAAGUCUCUUCUUUCAUAUUUCCACAACUGGAGAGGUCUUGCCUGUUGUCCGAAGACCUGUGCCUUUUCGAAUGGUGCUUAAAACAUUUUACAAGCAAAAUAAUCAAAGACAAACAUUCACAAAACUAUAUUGAUAUUAAUUAUUAUUGUAUUAUACUGUAAGGAGUGUGUGCGUUUUUGUGUAUGUUUUAAAAUGUGUGUGAAUGUCAAAUAUUUUAUGCCAAGAAGACAAAAAUAUGCAGAGUUUUUGGAGCAGGACCAAACAGUGGCCCGUGGGGGAUGUAGUCAAGUCAGUGGGCACUCGCAAACCCAAAAAAACAGCAUUUGAAUGUGAUAUUUUUGGUGAUUUUUUUGGAAUGUUCCAUAGUGUGGCUUUAAAUGUGUCAUUUUAGCAUUUAUUUGCAAGUCUUUUGUUUGUUUAGAAAUAAAUAAAUAGGUAAAAAUGCUUAAUUAAUUCUUACUUUGAGCGGGAUCACGUCUCCACAGAUUUGACCUGUAAAGUGGCCUGCUUGUCUCCAUGGAAACAGAGGAGUUUAAUGCCAUACUGCGGAAUGUUCUAGAUAAACCAAAACAUCUCAUGGAGGAAGCAGGUGGAGGGACUUUUAAUUGAAAGCAAACUUUAUAAGUUGAUGUAAAAUAAGCAGAUUUUCCUUUUUUAGUGCUUAAAGCUGCACUGUGUAACUUUUUGGUUGCUGUCCGUCAGCUGUUUGUUAUUGCUAUGCUUGGAAAUGUUCCACAGUAUGACUUUAAACAGCUCUACCUUUACAUUUAUUAAAGUACAGGUGGUUUUAUAGCUCAAAAAUACUUAAAAAAAAAAAAAAAAAAAAAAUCCAAACAAAGCAGUAACAUCUCCACGGAGAAAAGCGUUUGACAGACCUUCCACCAGAAAAGUUACACAGUGCAUCUUUAAAUUAAUUGAACUUUAAUAUCAUCUUGUGAGUUAACACUAUGAAACUAAAAUACUCCCUACAGCUCACUCAAAAGUCUCAAAAUAUCACGUUAAAAAUGGGUAAAAUCACUCAAGACAUUUCAGUUCAUUCUCAGAGUAAAAGUUGAUGUAGCAUUAUUUAUUUAGCUCCAUUUUACUGCCGCAGUUUCUUUCCUUCAAAAUAAAAUCACUGUAUCUUAUAUUUUCUCGUUUUAAUGUGAAAUAUUGCAGUCGUUUACAGCUUUGGUUCAGGACAGUUGUGAGUCUUGAGUGAAAUAAAACAACUGCGAGUGCCCAAAAAUAAAGGACGCCCCACAUAACAGACUCUUACCUCUCUGUAGUUGGCUGCAUAUCAAGAAUACUCUUGAAAAUACAAUGUUUAGUUUAAUGGUUUUAUUACUAAUGAUUGUUGCUUGUUUUAAUUUUGCUUUGUGUCACUUUUAGAAAUACAUUUGUCGAGACUUUGGUCUUAAACUCGUCUGAACCUGCUCCAGUGUCGAGCCUUUGUUUGGCUGUUAAUGUUAUAUUUAAUUUUUGAUUAAAAUACUUCUAUGUACAAAA